Thamnophis sirtalis is the source of this 2881-nucleotide messenger RNA. RefSeq names its product solute carrier family 35 member D2 (gene SLC35D2). The record is from RefSeq and is a predicted model, not a curated record. Lineage: Eukaryota; Metazoa; Chordata; Lepidosauria; Squamata; Natricidae.
UUUAGCGAGGAAGGGCUGCAGUCGCCCUUUGCCCGGCCUGUGGCGGGGAUGUCAUUUCGUGUGACCGGCAGAUGGAUACCUGUUGCACAGGUGCGAAACCAUGAAAGCCGCCCAGAAGCCGGGCCAGGAGCCGGUUGCAUCUCUCCCUGCCCGGUCCUCGCUGCCCAAGCUGCUCUCCGCCCUUUUCUAUGGGACCUGCUCUUUCUUGAUCGUUCUGGUAAACAAGACAGUGCUGACAGUGUACAGAUUCCCAUCUCCAAUGUUUCUAGGAGUAGGACAGAUGGUAACCACUAUUCUCAUCUUAUAUGUGUCAAAAUUAAACAAGAUCAUUCAUUUUCCUGAUCUUGACAAAAGCAUCCCUACAAAGUUGUUUCCACUUCCUCUGAUUUAUAUUGGAAAUCAUAUAAGUGGAUUAUCAAGCAUAGGCAAGCUAAGUUUGCCAAUGUUUACAGUCCUGAGGAAGUUUACCAUUCCUCUUACAUUACUGCUGGAAAUUAUUAUUCUUGGGAAACGCUUUCCGCUGGGCAUUAUAAUCAGUGUGUUUGCAAUCAUUGUCGGGGCCUUAAUAGCAGCAGGAUCAGAUUUAGCUUUCAGCAUGGAAGGCUAUGUUUCUGUUUUGCUGAAUGAUGUCUUCACAGCAGCAAAUGGUGUUUAUACCAAACAAAAAAUUGACCCUCAGGAACUGGGAAGAUAUGGAGUAAUUUUUUAUAAUGCCUGCUUUAUGGUAAUUCCUACAGUUCUCAUCAGUUUUUUCACUGGAGAUUUCCAGCAGGCCACGAAUUUCCAGCAAUGGACAAAUGUUUUAUUUAUCUUCCAGUUUCUUCUUUCUUGUGUGCUAGGGUUUCUUCUGAUGUGUUCUACAGUUCUCUGCAGCCAUUAUAAUUCUGCUCUAACAACUGCAGUAGUUGGUGCUAUAAAAAAUGUGUCUGUUGCUUAUAUUGGCAUGCUGUUUGGUGGAGAUUACAUGUUUAAUAUGUUGAACUUCAUUGGACUCAAUAUCAGCAUGGCAGGAGGGCUGAGAUAUUCAUUCUUGGCAAUACGAGGACAGAACAAUCCUGAUUGCCCCUCCAUAGAUGAAGAAAAAGCAACUCCAGGUUCCAAGAGCUGACUGAAGCAGACAACAUGAAAAAUUACAAAGAUGCCAACUUAGGCAAAGAUAUUUCCUUAGACAGAAGAUCAUAACUGAAACAUAUAAAAAUGCACCUGAAAAUACACGUCCUAUAUUAAAACAAUCUUCAAUGUACACAAAAUAGUUUGCAAGCUUUUGAGUUUCCAAGAAUUGUUCAUGAUUAAAAAUCCAAAAAAGAAUAUUAAGGGUAUAUAAAAUGUGACUUUUGUUUAGGCUAUGUCUGCACCAAGCUUCAAAUGGAAUGUGAAAUGUUUUUUUGCAGACAUUCAAGAGCAUUCUGUCUGGUACAAAAGUAGCAUUAAUUAGCCUGUACCCAAAAUUUGUAGGAAGUAGAAAAGAACAAAUAUUUGUUGGCCUCCCUUUUUGAAAUACGUUAGAAAAGCUAGCUGCUAAAAUCAAAAAUAGAAACAGCAGACUGCUAAUGUAAUUUGUAAUUUAAACUAACUAGCAAGUUUUGUAAUAGAUGGCAGGGGUCAAGGAAUCUUCACUGAGAAUCUAUAAGAUUGACCAAUUUAAAUGAGCCUUCAGUAAUCCAGUCCUGUUGAUACCAUAGAUGUUGAUAUAAAUAUAACACUGUCUAUGUUUAUGGAUCCCAGCCAUUUUCUUUAUUUUGACUAGCUCUGGAUUGUAGGUUGCAAAAUAUUGGUGAUUCACUAAUCUCUUGAAUAUGCCUCCGAUUCUUAGAAAGAUGAGACUUGUCCAUGUCUCAAAGCAAGGCAUUGUAUGAGAUGUCCUUCUAAUUGCACCAAGCUUGAUAAUCUACAGGAAAUAUAAAUGUGUUAUUUGGAGAGACAGAAAUAGUCUUCCUAAAUCAAGUGAGACUUCCCAGAAAAUUACCCAUUCUAUUUAAAAGCCAACUAUGACCUCAUAAACAUUCACACCAGUUUGUAAAUGUCUAGACCUCUUGUGGCAACCAGAGACUUCUGAUGCAUUGCCCAUUGGGUAAUUUACAGAUUGAGCAUACAAAACUGGUACCUAAAGUAGCAAAUACAGGCUCCCACUUAAUCUCUGGUUCUUUAUUUCCAUGAAUAUCAUUGUGAAAUCAAAAGGUGCUUCAGUGUAUCUUUUGUUUUAUAAUCAUGGAUGGGUCAUCCAAAUUUCAACUCUUGAAUUAAGUACAAAAAGCCAUGAAUGAUCAACAGGCAAAGUCACUUGUGAUCCUAUAGAUCUAAUAGACUCUAAUCUAUAGUUAGAGUUAGUGAAAAUUCUAUUUUGAAGCUUCUGGAUUCUCUUCCCUCUAUAAUGGGUGUCAAACUCAAGACCCAUGGGCCGGAUGCAGCCUGUGGGUUGCUUAGAUCUGGCCCACAGGCCCAGCCUAGAAAUAGCAAAGAACCAUCCCGCGGUGCCCUUACUACUGAAAAUGGGGGAGGUGGGGGGCCGUUUUGGCUGCCAGAGUGCAGCAGGAGGCUGUCCAGGCUCAUAAUGGGGCAUGGGAGAGCCGCACAUGCCCCCCCCCCCAAUGCCCCUUUGGCUGUCGGAAUGUUUCCUAUGGAGUCAGUUUCUUGAUCUGGUCUCUCAUAGGGUGAUCAAGUAGAUCAAAUAUAUAUUAAAAAAAACAAAAUCACAGAAAUGUAUGCCUCUCUAUUUUUAUAAGUGUAUAAAAACCAUGUGUGUGGAACUGCGGUCCUGUGUUACGCCCACCAUGACCACACCUACUAUGACCACACCCAUCCUAGCCCCCCCCCACGGCCCUCCAAGGUCAAACACAACCAUUAUGUGGCCCUCAAUGAAAUCAAGUUUGACACCCCUGUC